AUGCGUCAUCCGCUCCAGGGACCGAAGUGCACCUUCUCUGACUAUUUCCAUGCUACCUGGAAGCAGAGAUGGCCUGCCAUUUGGUCCGGACUCCUUCUGACGCUGGGUAACUGGGGUUAUGCGAGUGCUGGAAGCAAGCUCGGCUUUGCUAUUGGAUAUGCGUUGAGCCGUGGUACGCUGCUGGUGUCCGCUCUGCUGGGUGUGUUCGUUUACAAGGAGUACAAGGGAGCUGACUGCAAGACGUGGACAGUUCAGAUCGUUUCUCUGCUCCUCUUCCUCGCCUCGAUUCUUAUGGAGGCCAUGGCUAGUGAAUAAAAUAAUAGGUUUGAUUGA
This is a messenger RNA of Blastocystis hominis, 333 nucleotides long. RefSeq lists its product as hypothetical. Gene Ontology annotation, biological process: nitrogen compound transport. The record is from RefSeq and is a predicted model, not a curated record. Gene Ontology annotation, cellular component: membrane. Bases 1 to 315 code for a protein of 104 amino acids. The transcript has 2 exons. NCBI's taxonomy places the organism in Eukaryota, Bigyra, Opalinata, Blastocystidae.